Molecule: messenger RNA, 1656 nt
Organism: Eucalyptus grandis
Lineage: Eukaryota; Viridiplantae; Streptophyta; Magnoliopsida; Myrtales; Myrtaceae
Product: protein trichome birefringence-like 19
Exons: 2
Coding region: 167-1252 (361 amino acids)
Cellular component (GO): Golgi apparatus
Molecular function (GO): O-acetyltransferase activity
Source: RefSeq, a predicted model, not a curated record
UUCAAGAAAUGAGGACAAAGGUACUGACGAAAUGUUACAGACCAUGUAAUGCAAAAGUUGAUGUCCUGACUGAACAAAUAGUAAUAAAGCCAGUGUCCCCAUGUAUUUAUAUACUGAUCCAGAUGCAGGAUGAUUUUCUUGUGCUUUACUUUUGCCUCACAAAACCAUGAAGUUCACAGUUUCUGAACUUCACUCAGGAAAAAUCCCACCACAGAGCAACACCAGCAGCACCAAGAAGGUGCUGGUGCUUGCCUCGACGACUGUUCUUCUCGCUGCAAUCCCCCUUUAUUUGUUCAUCACCGGCACGCAUCUUGGUGCCCCGUCAUUUCAGGAGCUGGAGAUUGGCAAUGGCAUUUCGAAAGGAAUAGAGCUAGUGGACAGGAGGAGGUGUGAUGUAUUUAAAGGGCAAUGGGUUCAUCACCCGAAUGCCGCGUACUACACCAACGUGACUUGCCCUCUGAUCAUCGAUCAGCACAACUGCCUGAAGUUUGGGAGACCCAACACCGAGUUCCUGAAGUGGUGGUGGAAGCCCGAGUGCGAGCUGCCCCAGUUCCACGCGGGCCGGUUCUUGGAGAUGGCUCGAGGGAAAUCGCUCGCAUUCGUGGGGGAUUCAGUAGGGAGGAAUCAAAUGCAGUCGCUGCUGUGCCUCCUGGCCAAAGUGGAAGUUCCUGAGGAAAUAUCUCACAGAUACUCAAUAGACACAACAUACUUCAAGAGGUGGUACUUCUCAGUUCACAAGUUCACGCUAGCCACCUUCUGGGCUCCAUUCCUGGUGAAGUCCAGAGAUGCAGAGCCAGAUGGUCACUCCUUCAACAACAUCAUGAGCCUCUACUUGGACGAGCCCGAUCUGUCUUGGGCUUCCGAGAUCACAGACUUCGACUCCGUUGUCAUCUCGGCAGGCCAGUGGUUCUUCCGGCCUCUGAUGUACUAUGAAAAGCGCGAGGUCAUCGGUUGCGGCUCUUGCGAGGUGAACAACGUCACCGACCUCACCAGAUUCUACGGUUACCGGAUGGCCUUUCGAGCUGCCUUUAGAGAACUCCUGAAUCGAAAGGCCUAUAAGGGCAUGACAUUUUUGAGGACGUUCUCUCCUGCGCACUUUGAGAACGGCAGGUGGAACACCGGAGGGAGCUGCGCAAGGACGAGGCCGUUUGCAAGUGGAGAGGCCAAGCUCGAGGGGGAAGAUCUGGAGUUCUACUUGACCCAAGUGGAGGAGUUCAGGGCGGCCCAGAGGGAGGGAAUCAAGAGGGCCUGACGUUUAGGUUGCUGGACACCACCGAGGCGAUGAUCCAGAGACCCGACGGGCACCCCAACCGUUUUGGGCAUUUGGCGCUGAGGAACGAGACGAUGGCCGAUUGCGUGCACUGGUGCAUGCCGGGUCCUAUCGACUUGUGGAACGAGUUCUUGUUUCACAUUAUGUGGUCGGAGAGUCAAGGAUCUCUUCAUGGGCAGACGCAGAAGAGUGCGCGACGAGCGAAAACCGCAGAUUGGUCAUUCUAGACGUAGCAGAAUUUAUCCAAACCUAUUGUUCUGCAUUCAUCUUAUUUGAAUUAAACAGUUUGGUUCAUGGAAAAGCCAUUGCUUGAAAUAGAACAAACCGCACGGUCUGUCGUGUGAUACUUGACGAGGAGCCUCGGUACGUGCAUUUGACUGAAUCAA